Lottia gigantea (owl limpet) is the source of this 1527-nucleotide messenger RNA. RefSeq lists its product as hypothetical. Gene Ontology annotation, molecular function: xenobiotic transmembrane transporter activity; acetylcholine transmembrane transporter activity. Gene Ontology annotation, cellular component: AP-2 adaptor complex; AP-1 adaptor complex; membrane. The transcript has 2 exons. The coding region runs from base 1 to 1527 and encodes 508 amino acids. The record is from RefSeq and is a predicted model, not a curated record. Gene Ontology annotation, biological process: chemical synaptic transmission; xenobiotic transport; transmembrane transport. NCBI's taxonomy places the organism in Eukaryota, Metazoa, Mollusca, Gastropoda, Lottiidae.
AUGUAUUUUCAAAAGUUUAAUGAGAGGGUUCAUAACCCGACUCAUCAAAGACGACUUGUGCUAGUGACAGUUUGUAUAGCACUCUUACUGGAUAAUAUGUUAUACAUGGUCAUAGUUCCAAUUAUACCAAAUUAUUUAAGAACUUUAAAUGGUGUAAGUUAUGGAAACUGUGAAUGGAAGAAGAAGUUACCUCCUCCUCCUAUCAACUACGGAAACGAAGGUGGUGCUAUAGGAGUACUGUUUGCUUCCAAAGCUAUACUUCAGCUCAUGGUGAAUCCGUUUACUGGACAUUUGAUUGACAGAAUCGGAUAUGACUACCCAAUGAUGAUCGGAUUGAUUAUCAUGUUCUUCUCCACAUCAGUUUUUGCUUUUGGGGAGAGUUAUUUUGUACUGUUCUUUGCUCGAAGUUUACAAGGCGUUGGAUCUGCCUUUGCGGACACCUCCGGUUUAGCCAUGAUUGCUGAUCGUUAUACGGAAGAGGCUGAACGGUCUAAAGCUCUUGGUAUAGCUUUGGCCUUUAUUUCAUUUGGAUGUCUAUUCGCUCCGCCUUUCGGGGGAAUAUUGUACGAAUUCGCGGGAAAACUCGUACCAUUUCUCCUGUUAGCUUUUCUUUGCUUAGUUGAUGGAAUACUUUUAUUAUUUGUGAUGAAACCUGUCCGGAAAGAACGUGACAUGAUACCAAAUGAAGAGCGUCCUAAAGGUACACCGAUACAUCGAUUGCUUCUGGAUCCUUAUAUUGCUGUGGUGGCGGGUGCUUUGGCAAUGGCUAAUGUUUCAUUGGCUUUCUUAGAACCAACUAUCUCUUUAUGGAUGAAAGAUACGAUGAAAGCUGACGACUGGGCUAUUGGAUUUGUUUGGCUACCGGCGUUCAUUCCACAUCUUUGUGGGGUCUAUCUAACUGUUAAGCUAGCUAGGAAUUAUCCACACAAAACGUGGUUAAUGGGUGCUAUUGGAUUGGCUAUGGAGGGUACUUUCUGUCUGAUUUUACCAUUCAGUCAAUCCUACGGUGUUGUAAUUGUGCCAAUCAUGGGGAUAUGUUUUGGAAUUGCCUUGGUUGAUACAUCUCUUCUACCUACACUUGGAUAUCUAGUGGAUGUACGGUACGUUUCUGUCUAUGGGAGUGUUUACGCUAUAGCUGACAUUGCUUAUUCAGUUGCCUACGCUUUUGGUCCAAUUGUUGCUGGCUCUAUUGUCCAUGCGAUAGGCUUUUUGUGGUUGAAUAUCCUCAUUUUUAUUACGAAUAUUGGAUACGCUCCCAUCAUGAUUAUAUUAAGGCACAUUUAUGAAUACAAGCCAUUUGAGAAUGAAUGCGAUGUUUUAGUAGAUGACCCCCCAUCUAAAAAUUACAUGACUUGUAUUCAAAAUGGGAGCGUUGAUGGAAAGCCCUCAACUUUAGAGAAAGGGCAUGUUAACCAUUUGAAAAUAGGGAAGCAAAAAUCUUAUGAUAGUGAAGAACUUGACUGUUACCCACCCAAUGACUCUGGUUUCUUGUUCGAAAAACCAAGCUCUGGAUUUUAUCAACGUUGA